Molecule: messenger RNA, 1593 nt
Organism: Mycosarcoma maydis (corn smut)
Lineage: Eukaryota; Fungi; Basidiomycota; Ustilaginomycetes; Ustilaginales
Exons: 1
Coding region: 1-1593 (530 amino acids)
Biological process (GO): macroautophagy
Cellular component (GO): endoplasmic reticulum
Source: RefSeq, a predicted model, not a curated record
AUGCUCGGCGUUCCCGCCACUAGCCGCGUCACAUCGAGCAGCUUCUACCAUCGACCUAAUGGGCUGUCCGUCUCAGACGUGGACCUCGAUAUUGAAGGUGCGGGGGGAGGAAGGAUCGACGAACUAUACGAUGCUGGUCUACCGUGGCCGCUAGAAAGAAGCGCACGUCAGACAUCCUGGUCCGCGAAAGGCCCCGCAGAAUACAUCCCGCGCUUACCGCUGUUUAAGAGCUUAUAUUGUCACCUCAACUGGGCUAGAGCAGGCUGGUGGGACGGCAAUCGAUGGUCGGAGGCGCUCAAUCUCAUCGCAAGCUCCCGCGAGAUUCGAAAUGGUGUUUUGAAAGGUCUGGUGCUAAGUGGCACCAUCUCUGCGGUUGUAUUUUUCUUCGAGCUCGCCUUUUUCCCAAAGGUGCUUUUCCAACAGACACACGACCAGCAUGUGCAGGGCGUCGUCGAGUCUGGAUCGAUCGUUGGUGGACUCGGAAAUGUCUUUUGGCUCUAUCCUCUCAUCGGCGGCAGCUACCUCCUCGCCUCUUCCUGGACAUCCGACAUCGCCAAUGCGGCAUACAAGCUUCGGCACGGGCACGUGCGAAGGCUCACCCUGUCGAACCCGUCAUUGCCUCCAGGAACGUCACGCCGUAUGCUGCAGGAGAGCUAUCGCAUGAUCCUCAUCGUCAACUACACCAUUUUUUACCUACUUCUCGGUCGCAUACCCUACCUUGGGCGCCCUCUCUCCUUCUUGUUCAUGUGCCUCGUCGAUGGCUACUACUGCUUUGAGCAAGCAUGGAUCUCGCGAGGAUGGUCGCUCGACCGCAGAAUGCGCUACUGUGAAGAGAGAUGGUCGUACUUUGUCGCCUUCGGCUUGCCCUCCACGGCAGUGUCCUUCUUCCAUCCGAGCGGACUGCUCAACUUGAUGCUCUUCAUGCUCGUAUUCCCCUUUUGCACGGUACUUGCCAUGCUCGCCGAUCCACAACCGCGAAUUUCAGCAUCUGGCACGCUUGCGGCUUCGUCGAAUGGGUUUGGUGUAGCCGGUGGGCACGUGUACGCCAACGGUCCGCUCCAUCGACUCGUCCCUUCACGCUUGCCCAUCUUCUGGCCGACGGUCAAACUUCAUCGCCUUGUGUUGCAGCUUUUGCCGUCCUUGGCGGAUGUACCUCUCGCGCCGUCUGCCCAGGCUUUCGAGCGAACCGCCAACAUGUAUGGCAGGACCACCGACGUGUCGGGUGCGGGCGGGUUCUCGGUCAACGGCGGAUUCGGCGGGUUCGGCACCGGAGGCAAAAGAGCAGCAGACGUGGUGGGCGGCAUCUUUAACAACGGCAGUCGUAGCAAUCUCAAUUCGGGCCGCAAUUCACCUUCACCGUGGCCAGCGUAUGGUGCAGUCCCUCGUUCAUCUCACGAAGUUUCCAGCCGCGAAGCCUGUCAACAUUUGGAUUCGGGAAGCGAUGUACCUGUCUCUGGUGGCUCAGCAACCGGAACCUACAACGCAACGGGGCAAAUUAUGUAUUCGAGGGCAUCCGCAGCCCCGCCCCCACCGAAAGCGCCUUUGGGUCCCCCACCAAAAGGUCCUGUCGCAUAUCAUCGAAAAGCAGACUAG